This is a messenger RNA of Ylistrum balloti, 513 nucleotides long. Its product is annotated as prostatic spermine-binding protein-like. Lineage: Eukaryota; Metazoa; Mollusca; Bivalvia; Pectinida; Pectinidae. The transcript is spliced from 2 exons. Bases 1 to 513 code for a protein of 170 amino acids. The record is from RefSeq and is a predicted model, not a curated record.
AUGAGAGAGAGAGAGGACAGGGUAUCAUUAGAUGAUGACAGUGAUGAUGUGAGAGAGGACAGGGUAUCACUAGAUGAUGAUGAUGAUGAUGAGAGAGAGGAAAGAGUAUCAUUAGAUGAUGACAGUGAUGAUGAGAGAGAGGACAGGGUAUCACUAGAUGAUGACAGUGAUGAUGAUGAUGAUGAUGAGAGAGAGGACAGGGUAUCAUUAGAUGAUGACAGUGAUGAUGAGAGAGAGGACAGGAGAGGACAGAGUAUCAUAUUAGAUGAUGACAGUGAUAUUGAGAGAGAAGACAGGGUAUCAUUAGACGAUGACAGUAAUGAUGAGAGAGAGGACAGAGUAUCACUAGAUGAUGACAGUGAUGAUAAGAGAGAGGACAGAGUAUCACUAGAUGAUGACAGUGAUGAUGAUGAUGAUGAGAGAGAGGACAGGGUAUCAUUAGAUGAUGACAGUGAUGAUGAGAGAGAGGACAGGGUAUCAUUAGAUGAUAAUAGUGAUGAUAUUAUUAGAUAA